AUGGAUAUUAUAACGAUGAUUGAAGUACCAGAUGGAUUUGAUCAAGCUUAUCCUGAGGAAAAUCCUGGUUUGUUCGAGGGUGACAUGGAGCUGAUGCCUGAACAAGAAUCAAAUCUUAGAAAUGCUAUAGGAGAUACGAGAUAUCUUUGGCCACAUGGUGUUGUUCACUAUACUAUCGAUAGCCAUCAUGCAGCAAUUCCAUCACACGUCCAGUUGUUCAAGGACGCCAUGCAGGAAAUCAUGGAUAAAACCAUGGUAAAUGGCAAGAAGUGCAUAGACUUCAGGCCAAGAACAAAUGACGCUGCCUACAUCCAAUUCACAUAUGGAUCGGGCUGUCAUACACCUGUUGGUUACCAUGGCAGACGUGCUGACGUAACAUUAGGAACAGGAUGCCUGAGGAAAGGAACUGUGAUGCAUGAAAUUUUACAUGCUCUCGGUUUCUGGCACGAACAAAGUAGAGCUGACAGAGACAACUACGUCAAAAUUCACUUCGAAAACAUUCAACAUGGACACGAAAGAAACUUUGAUAAAUACAAGGUAGGACCUCAACUAGAUAUGUUGAACGAACCUUACGACUAUGGAUCCGUGAUGCACUACAGCGCCUAUGCUUUCGCCAUCAACAGACGACAAGUCACCAUUGAGACUCUGCAGCCCGGCGUGACGAUCGGUCAACGUGUUCGACUGAGCGACAUCGAUGCCAAAGAAAUUCAGAUUCGUUACGGCUGUAUUCCUAGACCUGGAUCACCACCAGGUGGCGCUGUAACAGGGGCUACCUCUGCUCCUCAGGUCACAGUGCAUCAUCAGACCGCCACCCCACAUACAUUCCCAUCCAAUGGAGCUGCUACAUGCACUUUUGACAAUGGACUUUGUGGAUGGACCCAAUCCACAACAGAUAACCUUCAGUGGACAGAUGGACAUGGACGUACACCUAGUGCCAAUACCGGACCCACCACUGACCACUACGGAAGUACUUCAGGACAUUACCUUUAUAUGGAGGCUUCUGGCCAUUAUCAAAAGACAGCAAAAUUAGACUCGCCAUCUUACCCAGCUGGUCAGUACUGCUUCAGCGCUUACUUCCAUAUGUAUGGACAACAGACCGGGUAUCUGUCAUUCAAUCUUAUCCAGCACGGCCACACCUACCACAUGAAGAGGUAUACUGGUGAUCAUGGCAACAGGUGGCUUCAUCUUAGACUCAGUGUUAAUAUCCACGCUACCUUCCAGUUUGAGAUUGAAGGACAUACCGGAAGUGGUUAUCAUAGUGACUUAGCCAUUGAUGACCUAUCCGUUACACCUGGCCACUGUUAGUAGUCCAUUUGUUUCUUAAAAAUUU
This is a messenger RNA of Saccostrea echinata, 1330 nucleotides long. RefSeq names its product astacin-like metalloprotease toxin 1. Lineage: Eukaryota; Metazoa; Mollusca; Bivalvia; Ostreida; Ostreidae. The record is from RefSeq and is a predicted model, not a curated record. The transcript has 12 exons. Gene Ontology annotation, molecular function: metalloendopeptidase activity; zinc ion binding. The coding region runs from base 1 to 1305 and encodes 434 amino acids. Gene Ontology annotation, cellular component: membrane. Gene Ontology annotation, biological process: proteolysis.